AUGAAGCUCUCUGGCAUCGUCCUUGGGCUGCUGGCGAUCUCUCAUGAGGUCGCAGCUGUGGUAGACAAAUGGACUCCCGCAGACUUCGAUUGGAACAGGCAUGUUGGUAGGGACGAUGUCGCGACGCAGAACAUGACCACGGCUCGUGUCCCAACCAGAGAGAUGGUGCUCUUCGCCAGCGAUCAGCACAACAUCACCGAGUCCGACCUUGUAACCGCUGCAGGUUUGGUGUCUACCGGAAUAGGUUGCUACGAGCUCAUUGCAGCCACGGUUGGCGGCGAACAGACCACAGGCGCAUCAAAGGCAAGCUGCGUGCUUGGUAUUGCUGCUACUGCCUUGGGCUUCGGACUGCCAAAGGUGAAGGAGUAUCUGCAGGCUAGACAGGCCUGGGCUGCAGCAAGAGUCUCAUCGACCCCACCAUUGCUUCCUGCACCAGACUUCGGUAAUGACUUCGUGCAGAGCUUCGAGUUGGCAGGGUUCGAUGGUCUGACGAAGCGUGAUCUUCCUUUUUGGGGCCGAGCAUUGCAGGGCAGAGGUCUCUCUAUUGAUGAACAAUGGAACCAAUACUUCCACAACGACUUCACGGCUUCAAUGAUCCGCGACUCCAACUUUGGCGAGGGCGAAUUCCUCGGCUACGCAGACGACAACCAUCAGCUCACCAAGAGAGACGGUGUACAUGCUCUCGUGCCGCGCUACAAGUUUGCACACCCCACGCAUGGACCUAUGAUAUUGUCGACGCGCUUCACUAACACCACUUCUCACAUCACGGUCGAGCCAUACAUUGUAGGCAACCCCAAGAUCCACAAGCGAUACCAGGAAGAAUACCAAAAAGAGAUUCUCGAAGACAACAAAUUGCUUGAAGCGCGAUUCGAUCACGAGGCAGCAGACGCCGACCCAGCAGGCGACGGCAUCACAAUCGACCCAGUCAACACUUUCCAAAUGGCAGAAGAUACUCUUCACUGCGCUCUCAGCGGUCGCACAGAUGACGGAUGGCCAUUGGACCAGGUCUUGGAUGUCCAGGCGUACGAUGAUACGAACAAGGCAACGUUUGGCUAUGCUACGCUUGGUGUUUUCAAUAACCAUGAUCAUGAUAACGAACUUGGAGAUCUACAGCCCCAGCCGCCUAUCACCGGUGGCGAGGACUGCUGGGUUGUUGAGAGGGGAUAUUCGGAGGCACAGAGGUUGGUUGUGUGUAGUAGUCGAAGCAUCGAUUGA
Molecule: messenger RNA, 1215 nt
Organism: Fulvia fulva
Lineage: Eukaryota; Fungi; Ascomycota; Dothideomycetes; Mycosphaerellales; Mycosphaerellaceae
Exons: 5
Coding region: 1-1215 (404 amino acids)
Source: RefSeq, a predicted model, not a curated record